Messenger RNA from Panthera uncia (snow leopard), 3463 nucleotides. It is a transcript of the gene ATG16L1, whose product is annotated as autophagy related 16 like 1. Gene Ontology annotation, biological process: autophagosome assembly; G protein-coupled receptor internalization; negative stranded viral RNA replication. Gene Ontology annotation, cellular component: photoreceptor outer segment; autophagosome membrane; photoreceptor inner segment. Bases 192 to 2015 code for a protein of 607 amino acids. The record is from RefSeq and is a predicted model, not a curated record. Lineage: Eukaryota; Metazoa; Chordata; Mammalia; Carnivora; Felidae. Gene Ontology annotation, molecular function: G protein-coupled receptor binding. The transcript has 18 exons.
GCCCAGAUUCAAACCAUUUCCUGCAGGAGCCGGAAGACCGUCCCGGACGGCGUUCGGGGCGGCCUGUGUGUGGAAGCGAGCUCUGGGCCGCCGGCCUUCCCGCGCCGGCUAGUCGCCCCAUGCCGCGGGCUGCGGCCGCCAGCCCCCGCUCGCAUUGGCGGUGCUGAGGCGCCGGGGCGACAGCGCGCGAAAUGUCGUCGGGCCUCCGCGCCGCCGACUUCCCCCGCUGGAAGCGCCACAUUUCGGAGGAGCUGAGGCGGCGGGACCGGCUGCAGAGGCAGGCAUUUGAAGAGAUCAUCCUGCAGUAUAACAAGUUGCUAGAAAAGUCAGAUCUUCAUUCAGUGCUGGCCCAUAAGCUACAAGCUGAAAAGCAUGACGUCCCCAACAGGCAUGAGAUAAGUCCUGGCCACGACGGUGCAUGGAAUGAUAGUCAGCUACAAGAAAUGGCCCAGCUGAGGAUUAAACACCAAGAAGAACUGACUGAAUUACACAAGAAACGUGGGGAGUUAGCUCAGUUGGUGAUUGACCUGAAUAACCAAAUGCAGCAGAAGGACAGGGAGAUGCAGAUGAAUGAAGCAAAAAUUGCAGAGUGCUUGCAGACCAUCUCUGACCUGGAGACGGAGUGCCAAGAACUGCGUGGUAAGCUUCAGGACCUCGAAAGAGCCAACCAGACCCUGAAGGAUGAGUAUGAUGCCCUGCAGAUCACGUUUACUGCCUUGGAGGAGAAACUGAGGAAAACUACUGAAGAGAACCAGGAGCUGGUCACCAGAUGGAUGGCCGAGAAAGCCCAGGAAGCCAACCGCCUCAAUGCAGAGAAUGAGAAGGAUUCAAGGCGGCGGCAAGCCCGGCUGCAGAAAGAGCUUGCAGAAGCGGCGAAGGAACCUCUACCCGUUGAACAGGAUGAUGACAUUGAAGUCAUCGUGGAUGAAACCUCUGAUCACGCCGAGGAGACUUCUCCUGUGCGAGCCAUCAGCAGAGCGGCCACUAAGCGACUCUCGCAGCCUGCUGGAGGCCUUCUGGAUUCUAUCACUAAUAUCUUUGGGAGGCGCUCUGUCUCUUCCUUUCCAGUUCCCCAGGAUAACGUGGAUACUCAUCCUGGUUCUAGUAAAGAAGUGAGGGUGCCAACGACCGCCAUAUGUGUGUUUGACGCUCAUGAUGGGGAAGUCAACGCUGUGCAGUUCAGUCCGGGCUCCCGGUUGCUGGCCACAGGAGGCAUGGAUCGGAGAGUUAAGCUUUGGGAAGUGUUUGGAGAUAAAUGUGAGUUCAAGGGCUCCCUGUCUGGCAGUAAUGCAGGAAUUACAAGCAUUGAAUUUGACAGUGCUGGAUCUUACCUCUUAGCAGCUUCAAAUGAUUUUGCAAGUCGAAUCUGGACUGUGGAUGAUUAUCGGUUACGGCACACGCUCACAGGACACAGCGGCAAAGUGCUGUCUGCCAAGUUCCUGCUGGACAAUGCGCGCAUUGUUUCCGGAAGUCAUGACCGGACCCUCAAGCUCUGGGAUCUCCGCAGCAAAGUCUGCAUAAAGACCGUGUUUGCGGGAUCCAGCUGCAAUGAUAUCGUCUGCACAGAGCAGUGUGUGAUGAGUGGACACUUCGACAAGAAAAUUCGUUUCUGGGACAUCCGAUCGGAGAGCAUCGUCCGGGAGAUGGAGCUGCUGGGCAAGGUCACUGCCCUGGACUUAAACCCGGAGAGAACCGAACUCCUCAGCUGCUCUCGCGAUGAUCUUCUAAAAAUCAUCGAUCUGCGAGUAAACGCCGUCAGACAGACGUUUAGCGCCCCUGGGUUCAAGUGCGGCUCUGAUUGGACCAGAGUUGUGUUCAGCCCCGACGGUGGUUACGUGGCAGCGGGCUCGGCUGAGGGCUCCCUCUACGUCUGGAGCGUGCUCUCGGGGAAAGUGGAGAAGGUCCUUUCAAAGCAGCAUGGCUCGUCCAUCAAUGCGGUGGCGUGGUCCCCCUCCGGCUCCCACGUGGUCAGUGUGGACAAAGGAAGCAAAGCUGUGCUGUGGUCAGAAUAUUGAUGGCACCUCCUCGAGAGAGAGCAGAGCCGAAGCCGGAGACGCACGCAGGCUCCCGCAGCUCUGUCCUGGCGGGGGGUGCGUUGGGUGUAGCUUUGACCGCCAGUGGAGAGCCCGAGCCACGUGGCGCAGUGGCUUCCUUUGCACGGGAUUUCCGAGGAUUUGGGCUGAGGUCUCUACGGCCUGAAGGAAUAACAGUGCGAGAACCUGACCCUGUAGUCACUUAGCAGAGGUGCGGGUUCUUGCCCUGAUUCGGUGGGAAACACUACUGGCUCUGAUCUUCCAUACCUCAGUGGGGGGAGCGGGGACACCUACCGGUUUCCUCGCAGGCCGGCAGUGCCGGGAACACCCCACACGCCUGGGGUCGGUUCUCCCUCCAGGCUUUCUCCCGACCUUCUACGGUUGGUUCUGGCCGAAUGCAUGUCCUGUCACCCUGGGGUCAUUUUCCUGGUGAACUCGCUUUAAUCAUUGGAUUAACAGAAACCCAAACAGGAUUACCCCUGUCCUCGGCUGCGGGGGCUGCCCUGAUUUCUGAGGAGACAGGACUGUGGUCCCUCCCCGUUGGUCUGUGUCAUUAUUACGAGGCUCUUACUCUGAUCUCAUCUGAUUACUGUUGGAAUUUCCUUAGCUCUCCCAAACUGUUCUUAGAAAGCCUCUGUUCUUCAAAGCUUCGGGCGUCCUUUCUCCCCAACAGUGCUAUAUACUAAUUUCUCAGUCAAGAGAUAAAUCCCAACUUGGUUAAAAAAUACUUUUUGGAGGCGGGAGAGGAAGGGUGCAAACCUUCUUCCAGGAAAGUGUGCUGCAGGGGCAGAGUGUAUUCCUGUGUCCGUCUGUAGACUCCCAGAAAGUGGGUGCACGCCACCUUCCAGGGGUGCCUCGCUUCUACCCGCGGGUGACGAGGGAUUGGAGGCCUCGAAUGUAUUCGCCUGGAGCCGGUAGUUCCAGGUCACUGCCCUUUUGCCAAGCCUACGUGCAAUAGCCCCUCGGUGCUUUAGUGCGAGAAGCCCAUUCCAAGAAGCAUGGGAAUGUCAUCUUUAGGUUUCAGGAGUUAUGAUCAAGGCCGGGGGCAACUGGCCUGUGGCUUUCUUUUUUGUUUGUUUGUUUGUUUUUUUACACAUUUAUCCUUAGCAUUUUACCUGUGUAUAUCAUUUUAGUUUUUGAGUGACUGAAACACCAAUACGUUUAUCACCUUUUCAUUUGCACUUUAUACUUUUCCUUCUGCACUUGUUCUCUGGACAGCUGUGGGUGACGAGAGCUGGAGCUGGGUGAGGAGGGGGGCCGCCGCCGUCCUCCCUCUUUCCCCGGCCCUCCUCCCCCCAUUUCAGCUUGCUCCAAGAGCUCAAGGGGAGGUGGAAUUCAUAGGCCAGGGCGCAGCUGUUAUUUAUUUAAUUAUGUUGCCCAACAGAACUUGAUUGUAAAUAAAAAAAGAAAUCUGUUCUAUACUUUUCAAA